AUGUCGAGAAGCGACGUCGGCUGUGCUGAAUUGGGCAACCGGAAGCUGCCGAAGAAGUUGGUCCUUCCGCCUGCACCUGACAAACAGCUGUCUGGAAUCGAGGCAUUGGCCGGCGUCGAGCUCAUGUCGAGCACGACGUUCUUCUCGGAAAGUCCGUCGUUGCCGCCGAUCUCGCCGACGUCGGCCGCCGCCGUGGUCAUUUCCAGUGCGCCACUUUCAAUGGGCGCCGAUCAUCAUAAUCAUCGGCGCCAGAAGCGCGACUCUGCGGGGCUACGCGACGAGGAAGACGUGAUGGCGCCGGUGUUUGUGCCGGUGGCGACGGCAACGGCGACGACGACGGAUUCGUUUUUGACGCAGUUGUGGACGUCGACGGUGUCGAGACUGAGGUCGUGGAACGAUGACGCGGGACUGGCGUCGGAAUCCGUGCCGGUGUCGGAGGAGAACACGGUGGUCGUGGAUGGGAUUCGACCGACGAAACCCGUCGUGACGGCGGUUGUUGAGGAUAAGGAGAAGGAGGAGGAGCAGCAGCAGAAGGCGGCCGAGUUCAUCGUGCACUCUGAUCUCAAAGAUGGGGAAGAAUUGAGUGGGCAUCGGAAGUCGGCCCGUCGUCUGGACGUCGGCUCGAAUAAGGACGUGGAGUUGGAGUCGAACUCAGCCGAGAAACACACUGCGAAAAAGUUCCCCGAUGACCACGACGAGCACUUGUACGACGAGGCGUCCGUGACUCAACCUCUGGCUCUUCCCGUGGCGCCGUUGGUGAAGAACGAGCAAAAAGAACCUCAGCACGCGGUGGCGGCGGCGGAAGUGGCGUCCCAAUACGACGCUGCCGUCGACUCCACGACAACCAAGUUCAGCGAGUGGUUUCAUUUUGAUGGAGUACCUGAAGGAGGAGGACUGGGAAGUGAACCAUUGAUGGUCGAAGACGUCCAAACGUCGUCGUCGUCGCCUGCGACGGAAACGAACGUGAAGACGACGACGAUAUCUACAGUGUUGCCAGAGCAGAGCGAUGACCAUUGGACGAAGCAGAAUCUGACAGCACUGGACAUGUUUGAUCCGAAUAAACCCAUUCUUAUUUUACCGGUCGACGCUCAGAAUGAUGACGGUGGAUCGUCCAUGGAGACUUUUUCCGAGCCCAAAGUGCUGGAACAGAUGGAGCAGAGUGCUUGGAAUGCGACGGCCGGGUUGAAAAAUGACGGACAUGACACGACGACGACGACUGCGGCGUCAACCACGACGUCGUCCAUCUCGACGACGACGACGACGACGACGACGUUGAACGCAUCUGAGAUCGAGCUGCAGGGCGAAGACCUGAUCCAGCAGCUGCUGAAGGACUCCAUGACGAGCACGAGUCCCAAGACCGUCGUCAUUCUGUCGACUGCCGAGACGUCGACGACCCGGGCUCCGAGUCUCAUCGUCGAGGGACGACGGAGAGUCGUUGACAAUCAGUUUCUCCAUCCGCCGACGAGUUCGGGCUCAUCGUCGUCGUCGCGGUGGCGGAUGACGAGAGGAGAGGCACUUGCCGUCAUCUUGGGAUCUGUCGCUGCCGUCCUCGUCAUCAUGGGUUCAUUCGCAUUGGUAGUGUACAAAAGGCGACUGGGGCUGAAGUUCGGCUUCGGACAAUUCCAGCGACAAGCACUGAGUGAUCACUCUGGCUCGGGACGAGGUUCCAGUCGAUCUCCGGAAGAUGGCAGUGGCUCGAGUCCGUCGUCGGGCGUCUUUGGUCUCGGUCAACUGAGUUCGAACCUGAGUCGGGGCCUGGGGCUGACUGCAGGAGCGACAUCUUGUCGAAGGAACACGUCUCGCGUCGCGUCUUUGUACGGCGGUCGUCGGUGGGGUGUCUCUGCCUACUCGAGUGACGGGCACUCGAACCAUAUCGAUCUGGGCCACGGGAACAUGGAUGACCUGAGCUUCCAGCCGUCGUACAUGCAACGAAGUCUCGAGUCUCCCAGGGAAGGAGUGAUUGUGGACGACUUCGCCAGUCUAGACAACGACUCAUUCCUCAACUCGUUGGAAUUCGUCAACUUCGCCAAGAUCAAUUCCCAGUUUGGCCACACGAAGCUGUGAUAUUAAAAAACGGAUCAUUUUUCUUUUGCCUCCGCUGCGCACCAAAGACCCUCUUUUUUUCAGCGUCGAAGAUUAUGGGGGUGUUCAAAAAGGCAUUUUGCCCAUUGGAAUUUUCCUUCUUCCUUUUUUUUUUUUUUGCGGACAGGUUGUGUAAAAUGUUUUUUUGUUUUUGGGUCUUCAGGAAUGCAAGUUCAGUUUGCGUGGGGCAUUUAUUCUGCGUUUUUUCCUCUUCUUUUUUUUUUUAUACAGAAGCGAUUUCUGUUGACUCGAGAGGCUACUUACGUAUGAGGAGAAGUUUAGAAAAAAGAUUUCUUAUUGACGAGAGCUGAUGAUAUAGUCGUAGGCCAGUGUUCCAAGACUUGAAAAAAGAAAUUUUCCUCUUGAAUGGUUGUCGCUUUUUCCUGCUGAGAACUGAUAGCUUUUUCGUGAUGACUCGAGAAGAAGAAAUGAGAGGAAAUUUCCGAGCGAGUAGCUUUUGUGUCGUCGUCGUCUCAUAUCGCGGCGGGGAAAUGCGAGAUUGAUUGCUAUGAAAUCCGUCCAGUGUGUUUUGCAAGUGUUUUUGUUCGUUUGAUUAUCCCUCUAUAAUUCUAUAUGUCUUCUUAUUGUUCCAACUCAAGGGUUGUUGAUUUCGUGAUAACCUUUUUUCCCCCUCAAAAAGAGUAACUGCUGAAAAAGGGGUUGCGAUUUUUUGGGGUUUCGUCAGGUUCGCGAAACAAUAUUUUUUUUUCAGUAAGGGGGAGAUAAAAUGGGUAACGUUGGAUUCCAAUUGUUCUGACGAGCUUUUUUUUUCCUGGGUUGUCGAGCAAUAUCCUGUUGUUGUAUGGUCAGAUUUUUUUUGUUUUGUUGAGAAUGGAUGGCGAAUUCUGACUGGAGA
Messenger RNA from Notodromas monacha, 2938 nucleotides. The record is from the annotation of a GenBank genome assembly. Lineage: Eukaryota; Metazoa; Arthropoda; Ostracoda; Podocopida; Cyprididae.